This is a messenger RNA of Gregarina niphandrodes, 408 nucleotides long. RefSeq names its product histone H2B. Bases 1 to 408 code for a protein of 135 amino acids. Gene Ontology annotation, biological process: nucleosome assembly. Gene Ontology annotation, cellular component: nucleosome. The record is from RefSeq and is a predicted model, not a curated record. Gene Ontology annotation, molecular function: protein heterodimerization activity; structural constituent of chromatin; DNA binding. Lineage: Eukaryota; Apicomplexa; Conoidasida; Eugregarinorida; Gregarinidae. The transcript is spliced from 2 exons.
AUGGAGAAGGCCGCCGCCUCCCCGACUUCAACUGUGGCAAGCAGCACGUCACCGAAGAAGAAAAAGAAGAAAUCUCCCAACGCUGAGACGUACACCUCGUACAUUUUCAAGGUGCUGAAACAGGUGCGGCCAAACGUAAAGAUAACUAAGCGGGCGAUGAGCAUCAUGAACUCCUUCGUGGCGGACACUUUCGAACGUAUAGCUAGUCAGGCAGCGACAUUGUGCAACAGCUCCAAGAAGGAGACACUCAGCUCGCACGAAGUCCACACAGCAGUUCGUUUGGUGCUACCGGGGGACUUGGCCAAGUACGCCGUCAUGGAGGGCGCCAGCGCCGUGCGCACGUAUACAGAAGGCCAGGCCGCUAAACGACCCAAGAAACCCACUACGACUUCCAGCACGGCUUCCUAG